This is a messenger RNA of Lodderomyces elongisporus, 2127 nucleotides long. RefSeq names its product tRNA (cytosine-5-)-methyltransferase (gene NCL1). Gene Ontology annotation, cellular component: nucleus; cytoplasm. NCBI's taxonomy places the organism in Eukaryota, Fungi, Ascomycota, Pichiomycetes, Serinales, Debaryomycetaceae. Gene Ontology annotation, biological process: tRNA methylation. The transcript has a single exon. Gene Ontology annotation, molecular function: tRNA binding; tRNA (cytidine-N5)-methyltransferase activity. The record is from RefSeq and is a predicted model, not a curated record. The coding region runs from base 1 to 2127 and encodes 708 amino acids.
AUGCCUAAAAGAAAUUAUAAAAAGGGUGCCAAAGGUAAAGGCUUCGACAAGAGAAACAACAACAGUAACAGUAACAACAACAACAACACUACCACCGACGACAAUGGGAACUGGACUGAGGCUCCAAGGUAUAGUGAAGUAUGGGAGAAGUAUUACAAGACUUUGAAUCUUAUUCCCGAGGAAGAAUGGGAAGCUUUUAAAACAGCUUGCCAGACAAACUUGCCAAUGACUUUUAGAAUCACGGGAAGCAGAAGACAUGCUGAGGAGAUACGUAACAUUUUUCUUGAAAGACACGUGAAAAAUUUGCAAGGACAAACUUUUGAAGGCAUUGAUAUCACUCCUAAAAAUAUUGCAUUUUACCCUGACAAUUUGGGUUGGCAAAUCGAUGUGGGUAAGCUGGUUAUCAAAAAACAAAAAGAUUUUGCAAAGACACAGAGAUUUUUGGUAUUGGAAACCGAGGUUGGUAAUAUUAGUCGACAAGAAGCAGUGUCUAUGAUUCCCCCAUUGCUCUUGGAUGUCAAGCCACAUCAUUACGUGUUGGACAUGUGUGCUGCACCUGGUUCCAAGACCGCGCAAUUGGUUGAGGCCUUGCAUGCUGAAGACGAGAAAAAGUUACCAACAGGUUUUGUUUUGGCAAAUGACUCUGAUUAUAAACGUAGUCACAUGUUGGUACAUCAAGUUAAAAGAUUGAAUUCGCCAAACUUUUUAGUUGUUAACCACGAUGCACAAUUGUUUCCUCGUGUCAAGUUGAAUGGCGAGGCAGAGUACUUAAAGUAUGACAGAAUUCUUUGUGACGUUCCUUGUUCAGGUGAUGCAACAAUGAGGAAGAACAUCAAUGUGUGGAAAGAUUUCAGGGUUGGAAAUGCACUUGGUUUGCACCCAUUGCAAUUCAACAUCUUGAACCGUGGAUUGCAACUUUUGAAAAGGGGUGGAAGAUUGGUUUACUCAACAUGUUCGUUAUCUCCUAUUGAAAAUGAAGCGGUGGUUGCAGAAGCAUUGAGAAGAUGGGGCAAGAAAAUUAAGCUUGUGAAUGUCGAUAAUGAGUCGCCCGGGUUAAAGAGAAGACAAGGAAUAUCGGACUGGAAGGUGUUUGGCAAAGAUAUGGAGAUCAAAAACAAAGGAGAAGAUGGUUUGCCCGAUACUUUGUUUCCGCCAACUGAGGAAGAGGCCAAGGAUUUCAACUUGCAAAAUUGUGUAAGAGUGUAUCCACAUUUGCAAAAUACUGGUGGCUUCUUUAUCACCGUUUUUGAAAAAUUGGAUGAUGAGCCGGUAAAGAGAAAAGCAGUCGAUGCUGGUUCCGAAUCUUUGGAGGCAAAAAAGCCAAAACUUGCUGAUGCAUCAGAGUCCAAUGAAACAUCUACGCCUCAACCAGUUGUGGUUCCAAAUGAUACCGUUGUUGCUGACAAACCAGUUGAGAUGAAGAAAACAAAGCUUCCCAGAGAUGCAAACGAAGAGCCAUUUAUCUUUUUGGACCCUGAGAACCCCAAAAUUGCUGAGUGUUAUGGCUUUUAUGGAUUCUCUGAUUCUUUCCGCAAGGAUUGUACUUUGGUGAGAAACCUGACGGGUGAGCCAGUGAGGACUGUUUACUAUGCUUCUCCUCCAAUUAAAGAGCUUCUCACUAUUAAGGAGCAAAAGCUCAAAUUGGUACAUGGAGGUAUCAAAUUAUUUGUUGCUCAAAGAAGUGAAUCCACAUCGUGUCCAUGGAGAAUACAAACCGAGGCUCUACAUACCAUUGAGCAUUUUGUUGGUAAAGAAAGAAGACUCAAGUGUAACCUUGAGUUGCUCAGGUAUCUUUUCACGAAUGGGUUCCCAAAAAUUGACGAAAUUAGAGAACAGAACAUUGAUGCAGAGUUUUUGGAAGGUUUGGAAUCGAAAGAAGAAGGUUGUUUGUUUUUAGAAGUUGAGCGUGGUAACAACUUGGAGGCAUUGUUUUUACCUAUCUGGAAGGGCAGAAGCAACGUUAAUUUAAUGGUUAGUAAGAAGGACACGCAUGAACUCCUUUCUCGAGUGUUUGACAUUGAUACUUCUGCCAAGGACGAAGUUAAAGAAGUAAUCCACUUGAAGAAAAUUACCGAAGAAAGACAAGAAAAGAAAGAUGAGGAAGCUGAAGAUACUUCAAAAGACUAG